Messenger RNA from Anisakis simplex (herring worm), 1164 nucleotides. NCBI's taxonomy places the organism in Eukaryota, Metazoa, Nematoda, Chromadorea, Rhabditida, Anisakidae. The record is from the annotation of a GenBank genome assembly.
AUGCCAUCGACAACAACACGCACGCGGCAGCCCCUUUCGGAUGCCGAGAAACGAGCGAUUGACGAUCUGCGCACUGUGGUGCCUUCUCUGGAGGGCAUUACGGAUGGAUAUAUCACCAGAUGGCUGAGAUCCCGUGACGGACGAUUUGAUGAAACGGCUGAUGCACUCAGAAAACAUGUUGUGUUUCGGAAAGCGUGGCAUUUGGAUGAGAUCGAGCAAUGGAACGCACCUGAGAUAUUGGAAAAAUAUUGUGGCUAUGGAUUUCUAUCAGAUAAAGAUGGUUUUCCCAUUCUCAUGUCUUUGCUGGGAAAUAUGGACGUUGAAGGAAUGUUAAGGUCGGUGCAAUCAAGCGAUUAUAUCAAAUAUUCAUUAGCUGCAAUCGAAAGAGGCAUGAAAUUAUGUGAUGAGAAAUGCAAAGAGACCGGUCAUCCAUUCGAGCAGAUGAUGCUCGUAUUUGAUUUGGAUCAUAUCAGCAGUGCACAUUAUUCAAGUAAACAGUUCGCCUCAUCAUUUACCACACUGAUCAUGCUCUUUCAAGAACACUACCCGCUAGUGCUAAAAAAAAUCCUAAUUAUAAGAGCACCCGAAAUGGCACGAGUCGCCUUCAACACGAUGACAUCCUUCCUCUCUGAUAAAAUCCAGGAACUGAUUGAAAUGCCCUCAGUGGACGAAUGGAAAACUGCCUUAGCACAGUAUGUGGAACUGGAUUCGUGGCCAGUGCACUGGGGUGGUAAAUUGUGUGAUGAGAACGGCGAUCCGAAAUGUCCGUCAAAAAUCCGUUACGGUCUUGGACCUAUUCCGGAUUCGUAUUUUGUGCAUGCUGAUACAGCAAUGCCUGAUUACGAUCAACUGACAACGAUUUACGCGGGUGAAAAACAUCUUAUUGAAAUGAAUGUUGAAGCGAACACACGAAUAAGUUGGCAGUAUAUGACUUCUGAUGAGGACAUCGGUUUCGCAAUCCGAUACGAUAAAACAGGUCAUGCAAAUAAUCUGAUUGAAAUGGAUACGGUAUUCCCUUACAUUCGUCUUGAAUGCUCACAAGUUCCUUCUACUGGAUCAAUUGUUUGUGAAAAUGCUGGAAGAUACAUAAUCGAAUUUGACAACUAUUAUUCGUGGUUUUCUGCGAAACAACUACGUUAUAACAUCGAAAUCGACCAACUGUGA